This is a messenger RNA of Nasonia vitripennis (jewel wasp), 1781 nucleotides long. RefSeq names its product telomere length and silencing protein 1 homolog. The coding region runs from base 748 to 1641 and encodes 297 amino acids. The transcript is spliced from 7 exons. The record is from RefSeq and is a predicted model, not a curated record. Gene Ontology annotation, cellular component: spliceosomal complex. Gene Ontology annotation, biological process: mRNA splicing, via spliceosome. NCBI's taxonomy places the organism in Eukaryota, Metazoa, Arthropoda, Insecta, Hymenoptera, Pteromalidae.
UAAAAGGUUUCGGAAAUUUUAGAAGAUUUCUAAAAAAAGUUUGUAAAAAAUUUUUGUAUUUGUGAUAACAAGUUCAAAUUCGGUAAAAAGUUGUAAAUUGUGAAUAUUUAAAAAUGUUCAUCAGAAAAGUUUCGCAAAAAUCGGCAAAUUUUUAUAGAAAUUCGUUGUUUAAAGUUUGAGUUGUGCUAGUCUUCGCGGGAUAUUUUGAGUUGUGCUAGUCUAGUAUGCGUCAAAUGAGUUAUGAUACUUAUGACGGGAAAUUUGAACAGUGCUACUCUUCGUAGGGAGAUACGAUAUACACUUACUCGUUAUCGGCGCGGCAUCUUAGUAACAUGGUCUCGAAGUCAAGAGUAGAAAUUCAAAUUUUAUAUUUAUAAUAUAACACUUCUCAAAAAUGGUUCUGGUUUAUAUCUUAAAGCUUAUUUCGUAUUAUCUGUGAUUCGACACGGUCUGUUAUUUAGCUUGUUGUAAACGUUUUAUAUUUAUAUUUGGUUAUUCAGGGUUAUUGGGUUAAUUCUCAGAUUUCGGGGCCCCCCAGAACCUCGGGGCCCUAGGCCUGGGCCUACUAGGCCUCUAUACAAAGACGCCCCUGAUCUUACUCUUUCUUUCAAAUAAAAAAUAAGACAUAUAGGCGCACAGUUCUUUCUGACGAUGCGAUGUUGAUGUGCUGAUAUGCUUUAUACCGUGAUCCAAGCUAAUAUUGAUAGUUACUGGGUUGAUCUGAAACUUAAAAAUAAAUAAAUAACAAUGUCGGGUUCCGAGGAAACAACGUCGGUGAAAAUUGAAUUUAAAAAGAAAAGUCGCAAACCUCUAAGAAAACGACGUGCAUCAUCUGAUGAAAGCAACAGUGAUGAAGAAGAAACAGGGGUUAGGUCAAAGUUGGAGGAGUUGAAAACGCUGCAAAGACUGAGGGAAAGGCCCAAAGGCGUAAACAUCGCUGGAUUAGCUUUGGGGGAAGUUGUGAAUGAUUCAAUAGCUGCUUCAGAUCCAUUCAAUGUCAAAACUGGUGGAAUGGUAAAUAUGGCAGCGUUGAAAAAUGUCAGCAAGCAAGACGAUGCCUAUGACACUGGCAUUGGUACUCAAUUUAACGCAGAGACAAAUAAGCGAGAUGAAGAUGAAGAGAUGGUUAAAUAUAUAGAGGAACAACUGUCAAAAAGAAAAAAUAAAAAUAACGGUGAAAAAGAGGAUGAGUCAAAUAAAAAUAAGCCAACAUACUGUUCUCCAGAAGAAGCAGCUCUUCAAGCAGUACCUGAACAUUUGAGACAAAGUUCUACCCAUAAAAGUGAAGAGAUGUUAUCUAAUCAAAUGCUUUCUGGUAUCCCUGAAGUUGAUCUUGGUAUAGAAGCUAAAAUUCGAAAUAUUGAAGCUACAGAGGAAGCCAAGUUAAAACUUUUAUGGGAUAGACACAGGAAAAAAGACGGACCAUCGCAAUUCGUGCCUACAAAUAUGGCGGUGAAUUUUGUACAGCAUAAUAGAUUUAAUAUUGAGGAUGCAGACGCGCAAAAACGAAAACAAGAUGCCGCCGCAAAAAGGCACGCAGCCCAAGCAUCGCACUCUAAAGAGAAACGCAAAGAUAACGACGAAAAGGCUACUGAUGACUACCAUUACGAAAGAUUUAAAAAACAAUUUCGGAGAUUUUAGAGUAUUAUUACAUUAGGAAACUAAAAUAAUGAUGUAUAGAAAUCAUAUAUAAUUUUUUUAUACGUAAGCUCGAUUGCGAAAAGAGACCUUUUGUAAAUAAGAAUAUAGAACGAAAACAAAAAGUGUUUGAAAAAUUCAAC